Lottia gigantea (owl limpet) is the source of this 534-nucleotide messenger RNA. RefSeq lists its product as hypothetical. The transcript has 3 exons. The record is from RefSeq and is a predicted model, not a curated record. Bases 1 to 534 code for a protein of 177 amino acids. NCBI's taxonomy places the organism in Eukaryota, Metazoa, Mollusca, Gastropoda, Lottiidae.
AUGAAUGAUUCGUUAUCAUUUCAAUACAACGUUGCGUCGAAACAAUGUGGUGUUCACGUAGGAAGGUUUAGAAGUGCAGUAAUGCCAAUUCAGGAUCCAAAUUUAUUGAUAUAUUGGACAUAUUACAAAAAUUGUAGAGAAGAUUUGGGGUACACAUUUUAUCCGGAUGAUAACACCUGUGUGAAAUUUCAUUCAGUUAAGAAGUCAUGGAUGGAAGCAAACUUAGUUUGUGAUACCGAAUACGGUCAUAUGUACCUCGUCAAUUCUUUAGAUAAAUUCGACCUGUUGAAAACAGUUUUAAAUGCAGAAGGUAUAGCCAAUGGGUUUUUCUAUUUGGGAGGAACAGAUCAAUUCAUGGAAGGUCAAUUUUCAUGGCUGGAUGGUUCUACCUACACUAAUUUUCAAGGUUCCCCAAAUAAUGAAAACGGCGAGGAGCACUGCUUUGGAUAUCGGGCAUAUGAACGUGGGCUUUAUGAUAUAACUUGUACCAAACCACUCAAGUUUUUAUGUGAAAUUCCAAUACUACCAAAGUAA